This is a messenger RNA of Episyrphus balteatus (marmalade hoverfly), 862 nucleotides long. RefSeq lists its product as uncharacterized. Gene Ontology annotation, cellular component: Golgi membrane. Gene Ontology annotation, biological process: vesicle-mediated transport; protein secretion. The record is from RefSeq and is a predicted model, not a curated record. NCBI's taxonomy places the organism in Eukaryota, Metazoa, Arthropoda, Insecta, Diptera, Syrphidae. The coding region runs from base 147 to 791 and encodes 214 amino acids. The transcript has 4 exons.
AAAUUUUGUUCUGUCAAAAAUUUUAUGAAUAUUAUUUUGCACCGAACGAAUUAAAUAAAAAAAUAUUAAUCUAUUUAUUUCUAUAUUACACAAAAAAUCUCCAAUUCAUUAAUUAAUUAAUAAGUAAAAAAUAAAAAUAGGUAAAAAUGUCAUCAGCAACGGUAAGGAAUAUACCUCUUCUGGAUGAUGACACAAUUCCAUUUGGUGAGGAGGAAGAACUGCGGAAUACUCCACCAAAAAAAUACACUCAUCCGUAUGUUGCAUUUUUCCAUUUGUUCUUCCGUGGAAUGGCAGUUUUGGUUUAUAUAUUUUGCAAUUGGUUUAGCGAAUCAUUUAUUACAAGUUUUGUAUUUGUAACACUUUUGUUGUCAGCUGACUUUUGGACUGUUAAGAAUAUAACUGGCAGACUUUUGGUUGGUCUGAGAUGGUGGAAUUAUGUUGAUGAUGAUGGCAAAUCGCAUUGGGUCUUCGAAUCGAAACAGAGCAAAAUCAACACUAACGAGGCACGAGUCUUUUGGUUGGGAUUAAUUCUGUGUCCAGCAUUUUGGUCACUCUUCUUUAUCUUUGCAUUUUUCGGAUUAAAAUUCAAAUGGCUGUUGCUUGUUAUGAUUGCAUUGUCUCUCAACACAGCAAAUUUAUACGGCUACAUUAAAUGUAAUUACGGUGCAUCUACCGAUCUAAAUUCGGCGGCAACAGAUUUUGUCAAAUCUCAAAUCUUUAAAGGCGCUGUCGAUAUUAUGACCAAACCAAGUAGUCAACCUACAACAGCCAAGCCAACGGGUAUUGUUUAAAAAAAAUUCAUUCCGUAUUUUGUAAUUAUUACAUCUAUAAUCUUACAAUUAGAAUUGCAAAAAAAAAACAA